AGCAUGGAGCGAUAUGACGUGGAUGGCUGCAGGAUUGCGCUAGAACGUCCCCCCUGGCCACGCUAGAAGGUCUGGAAGGAUAGGGCAGGACAAUGUAGUUCGUCUUGCAGAGAGAAAUGGUUCCUGAAUAUAUUUGUAUAUAAGGUCCAGAGGUACUUCACUAUUUUGAUAUCUCAUACUCAUUCGCCACAUCUUCUCCUCAUUGUCCAAUCUAGUCAUUGCAACUGCAAUUGCAACUACAAUCCAUCACUCUUCAACACAUAUUCUACCAUCAUCCUCAUAACAAAUAUAUCAACCAUGGCUGAUAGUACGCCGGAAAGACAUAUCGGCGAGGAACUCUCCCGCACCGAAACGAAGCAAACACUGACCAACCUGGGUUUGUCGCCUAUACCUCCCCCCUUGGACUACAAUUACCCCGAGGUUGGCCGCGAGACCGAUCCCGUCUUCCCUGAAGAGUACACUCUCGAGACCGCGACAGGUCUGGUGCCCGAACGCACCUUGGAACAGAUCCGAUCGCGGGAAUCAGUGGCCAGUAGACACAGCUCGAGGCGAGAAUCCGAUUUGGAAAAGUCGGAGCUGCCGUCCGAGUUUGUGACAUUCACCAUCAAUGACCCCGAAAACCCCCAAAACUGGUCGAGGGUAUACCGGUGGUACCUCACCAUCGUGGCCUCCAUGCUCGUCGUCUGUAUAGCCUUCGGCUCUUCCAACGUCACUGGUGGUCUCGGUCUGAUUCAGGAGAAAUACCAUGUCUCCCUCGAGGUCGCUAUUCUGACUUGCUCCAUCAUGGUCCUGGGUUUCGCAGUCGGUCCCCUACUAUGGUCGCCCUUAUCAGAGAUCAUCGGUCGACAACCCGUAUACAUCAUCUCAAUGCUUCUCUACACCAUCUUCAACAUCCCCUGUGCGCUCUCGCCCAACAUUGGCGGCCUCUUGGUGUGCAGGUUCCUCUGUGGUGUCUUCUCCAGUUCUGGUCUGUCCCUCGCUGGUGGAACCAUUGCUGAUAUCUGGAACAUCAAGGACCGCGGAAUGGCUAUUGCCUACUUCGCUGCCGCACCAUACUGCGGACCGGUCCUGGGCCCCAUCGUCUGUGGCUGGAUCAACGUGGGCACUCACCGUCUGGACCUCUUCUUCUGGGUCAACCUUGCCUUUGCCGGAGCCAUGCUCGUCCUUGUCGGCGCCAUUCCCGAGACCUACAGCCCCGUCAUUCUCAAGCGCCGCGCAGCCAAACUCCGCAAGGAGACGGGAAACCCCAACAUCAAGACUGAGCAGGAGAAAGUCAAGUUGACCUUCGGCGACAUCGUCCGCACCAGCCUCAUCCGCCCCAUCACCAUGAUCCUCACCGAGCCCGUCCUCGACCUCAUGUGCAUGUACAUUGUGCUCAUCUACGCCAUGCUGUACGCCUUCUUCUUCGCCUACCCCGUCAUCUUCACCGAGCUCUACCACUACAACGACGGCCAGAUCGGCCUCAUGUUCAUCCCAAUCCUCAUCGGCGCGGGCUUCGCCCUCGUCGCCACCCCCUUCAUCGAGCACCACUUCGUCCGCAUCUGCGCACGCCGCGCACCGACCCCGGAAGACCGCCUCAUCGGCGCCCUCAUCGGCUCCCCCUUCAUCCCCAUCUCCCUCUUCAUCCUCGGCGCGACCUCCUACCCGCACAUCAUCUGGGUGGGCCCCGCCUCCUCGGGCAUCGCCUUCGGCUUCGGCAUGGUCCUCUGCUACUACUCCGUCAACAACUACAUCAUCGACUCGUACCAGAAGUACGCCGCGUCCGCGCUGGCCGCGAAAGUGUUCCUCAGGUCCGGCGGCGGCGCCGCCUUCCCGCUGUUCAUCACGCAGAUGUAUCACCGACUCGGGCUGCAGUGGGCGUCGUGGCUGUUGGCGUUCAUCGGCGUGGGCAUGGUGUUCAUCCCGUAUGCGUUUUACUUCUUCGGAAAGGUGCUCAGGGCGAGGUUGAAUGGGAGUAAUAAGGCGUAGGAUGGCGAUGUAAGGGGGUGAGUGGGUGGGUGAAGGGAACGAGUGAGAGGUGCAUGGCGCGCUCAUGCAAGUUGUUUUGUUUCAUUGCAUUGUAAUCAUAUAUGGGGGGUUGGUAUGUUGUUUUCAACUUGGGCGUUUCGUAAGAUGGCAGGCGGGCGAAAAGUAUAGCAUUUGCAUUGG
Molecule: messenger RNA, 2148 nt
Organism: Aaosphaeria arxii CBS 175.79
Lineage: Eukaryota; Fungi; Ascomycota; Dothideomycetes; Pleosporales
Product: MFS transporter
Exons: 1
Coding region: 298-1968 (556 amino acids)
Biological process (GO): transmembrane transport; spermine transport
Cellular component (GO): fungal-type vacuole membrane
Molecular function (GO): spermine transmembrane transporter activity
Source: RefSeq, a predicted model, not a curated record